Molecule: messenger RNA, 942 nt
Organism: Volvox carteri f. nagariensis
Lineage: Eukaryota; Viridiplantae; Chlorophyta; Chlorophyceae; Chlamydomonadales; Volvocaceae
Gene: exn1
Product: 3'-5' exonuclease
Exons: 7
Coding region: 1-942 (313 amino acids)
Biological process (GO): nucleobase-containing compound metabolic process
Molecular function (GO): 3'-5' exonuclease activity; nucleic acid binding
Source: RefSeq, a predicted model, not a curated record
AUGUUGUCGACAAAACUACAGAUACUGAGUUCACCCGACAAGGCUGGAAUGGCUUACGGCAUAGCUCAGAUCGUCGACAACAUCGAGUCGUUGGAACACAUGCUCAAGUCGCUGUCCACAGCCAAGCAGUUAGCCCUUGACGCCGAAGGCAUGAAUCUGGGCCGCACCGGCAAGCUUUGCCUCCUAUCAGUUGCGCCCGCUCCCCCACCCGACACACCGCCGGACGUACCCGGACCCGUAUUCCUGCUGGACGUCACCUCCCUGUCCACCGCCGCAUUCACGCACAAGCCGGGGCUAACGCCGUCAGGCAACGGCAGCAGCAGCGGCGGUGGCCGUGGCCGCAGCCGCAGCACCACCUCCUCCCCUUCGUCAUCCUCCUGCGGUCUUCGAUGCCUUAAGGAGGUGUUGGAGUGUCCCUCGGUGACUAAGCUGUUUUACGAUGUGCGCUGCGACGCUGAAGCUCUGUAUCACCAACACGGUGUCAGUCUGCGGGGAGUGGUGGACUUGCAGCUGUCCGAGGUGGCCUACCGGCGGUACGGACCCGUGGUUCGCCGUGUGGGCUACGUGAUCGGCCUCACCCGGGCCCUCGAGUGCUACCUGGCUCCGGAGCUACGGGAGCGGUGGCAGUCUACAGCAGUGGACAAGAGGCUGCUGCAUGAGACAUUCAACCGGGACCUAAGGUACUGGGACCGACGACCCUUGUCGCAAGAGCAGGUGCGGUACGCUGCCGAUGACGUCCUCUACUUGCACCACCUGCACCGAGAGUUCACGGCCGCGCUGGCGCCUCCAAUUUUGGAGCGGGUGGCGAUGUUCAGCCAGUACCGGGUGCAGGACAGCCAGAGCCAUGUGGUCGCAAUCCCGGGCAAAGACGGGACGUUAGCGGGAUCUGGAUCGGGGGGAGGGUCAGAUCCGACACGCGCGAUAGCGCCGCCGGGGCUGUGA